GCCCCCAGGCUCGCGAGUGGAACCAAAAUAAACGGGCCCAGCAAUGGAGUGUGGUCUGGCAGCAGGCACGGGGUCCCUCAAGGGAGAGUGCCUCGCAGCUGGUCCCAAGUCGCUGCACGUCAACUUCGAAGGAGGCGACAAGGAGGAGCUUCAGGACCGCAAGAAAAAGUACCUGACAGCCAAGUAUGGCCCGCACCAAAUGAGCCUCAUAAAGAAGCGGCUGCGCGUUGAAAUGUGGAUGUACGAGCAGCUCCAGCGACUCUUUGCCUGCUCGGUGAGUUAG
Molecule: messenger RNA, 283 nt
Organism: Rhipicephalus microplus (southern cattle tick)
Lineage: Eukaryota; Metazoa; Arthropoda; Arachnida; Ixodida; Ixodidae
Product: protein phosphatase 1 regulatory subunit 14B
Biological process (GO): regulation of phosphorylation
Cellular component (GO): cytoplasm
Molecular function (GO): protein serine/threonine phosphatase inhibitor activity
Source: RefSeq, a predicted model, not a curated record